Malaya genurostris is the source of this 3999-nucleotide messenger RNA. RefSeq lists its product as uncharacterized. The coding region runs from base 1 to 3999 and encodes 1332 amino acids. Lineage: Eukaryota; Metazoa; Arthropoda; Insecta; Diptera; Culicidae. The record is from RefSeq and is a predicted model, not a curated record. The transcript has 2 exons.
AUGGUCUGUUGUGACGACUGCGACAGAUGGUUUCAUAUCGUCUGUGUGCGGUUGGAUCAUAUUCCAACUAAGGCUGAGUUUUGGGCUUGCCCAAAAUGUACGAUAAUAAAGGCGCAAAUAAAAGCGCUUGAAAGUGAGGUCGCCAAUUUAAGACGAUCAUCAGAAGAAUCGAGCAAGGGUCUCCUGAGACAGUCAGAAGAGAUGUUUCGAUGCCAAAGAGAGUUUUUUGCCGAUCUAGCAAAUAACAUGAAAGGUGCAUCAUCAUCCAAGCCAGGUGUGUCCAAGGGCGGUUCCGAAGACGCGACCGCAAAAAUGGUAAGGAUGUUUGCAAGGCAAUCUCUGAUGGAGUUGCCCUAUUUCGAUGGAUCAUUUAAAGUUUGGUCCAAAUUCGAGAACACGUUUAAGGAGACAACAAAAGAAGGCGAGUUUUCUAACUUAGAAAAUUUGACUCGUCUCCAGAAGCAUCUUAAGGGUGAUGCAUUAAAAAUUGUGGAACCUCUAUUGCUAGAUAGCAAAAAUGUUCCAAAGAUAAUGGCUACCUUAAAGGAAAACUUUGGUAACCAACAGAAAAUAUAUAAACUUUUCAGAAACGAAGUAAAGGAACUGAAGAAUCCUAGAAUGGAAGUUCCAAAAAGUGUCAUAGAGUUUGUAACGACGAUUGAUAAUCUCGUUACAAACAUAAAGAUAACGAACUCUUUAGGAUAUAUGCAAGAUCAAGCCCUGAUAGAUGAAAUCUUAGACAAAUUGCCAUUUAAUCUAAGACAAGACUGGGCUCGAAAGGAAAUUGAUCGUAAGGAUACUGCAUCAGAAGCACAUCCUUAUGAAAUUCCAACACUAGAGGAUCUUCUCCAAUGGUUGAGGCCUCAACAAAGAAUUGCACAGGAACUAACAGAGUCGAAAUUGAGAACUGAUAAACAAAUGAAACCUAAAGAUAAGGUUUAUACGCAUCAAAGUUUCGAUACUAACAAAAGAAAGGUAUCUUGUUUUGCCUGUAAUAAACAACACAAAACAACAGAAUGCCCUACGUUCUUGAAGUCAAAUGUAGAAGAAAGAAAAGCCAUACUCAUAAAGCAUAAAGCAUGCUUCAAUUGCUGCAACUAUGCCAAUCAUCGAUUGAAAACGUGCCUUUUCAAGAAAAGGUGUGAGGUAAAAGGAUGUACAGGUAAACAUCAUACACUGAUACAUCAAAAUUCAGAGAACUCAAUCCUGGUCUCUGAGAAAAAAGAGAAGGAGGCCGAAAAAGUUCAUUAUCAUGAGGAGAAGGGAAAGGUUUUGUAUCAGAUUAUACCAGUAACAUUGAAAAAUAAUGAUAAACAGGUUGACGUACUAGCGUUUUUAGACCCAGGUUCGUCAACAACAUUAAUUUUAGAGGAAGUUGCCAGACAGCUUGGAAUAAGCGGAAAACAGAAACCGUUAACGUUGUCUUGGACAAAUGGCGAAGAGCAAGUAGACAAAGGUAGCGAGGAAAUAUCAGUUCGAAUUAAGGGCUACAAGGGGAAGACGUAUCUGUUAGAAAAGGUACGAACAUUAAAGGAAAUGUCUCUGCCUACGCAAUCCAUUCGGAAGAAGCAACUGGUAAAAAGUUAUCCUUACCUCUCAGAUGUUGAAUUUAGUGAUUACGGAAACGAGAAACCAAAACUUCUGAUAGGAUUACCGCAUUCUAAUAUCAUGCGUGCUAUCGAUACUCGUUCAGGAAGAUUUAAUGAGCCGAUAGCUCAGAAAACUAAAAUUGGAUGGGUAAUAUACGGGACACAAAUGGACGAUCGAAAACAAAAUAACUUUUUAAUGAUGAUUAAUAAUGACGAGACUUCCGAAGAAAAAUCCAUGAAGGAAAUGAUGCGUAGUUAUUUCUCGACUGAAGAAUUUGGCGUUAUGGUACCGAGUAAGCCUCUCAUGUCUAAGCAAGACGAAAGAGCUUUACAAAUUAUGAAAGACACGAUUAAUUAUACAAAUGGUCAAUAUGAAAUAGGACUAUUAUGGAAAGAAGAAGAAAGAAAGAAGCUCCCAGAUAGUUAUCAAGUUGCCUUAAGCAGACUAAAGGGACAAGAGAAAAGGAUGCGUGAAAAUCCUGAGUUGCGAAGGUGGUAUAAUGAUAAAAUAUUGGAGUAUGAAUCAAAGGCAUACGUAAGAAAAUUAAACCGAGAAGAGUUAAUGCAAGAUUCAAGACGAACAUUCUACAUACCGCAUUUUUCAGUUACAAAUCCAAAUAAAAUUCCUCGAAAACCGAGGCUAGUGUUUGACGCAGCCGCAAUUAUAAAAGGACAAUCCUUGAAUUCCAAACUACUUUCAGGGCCUGACGCAACUACGUCUUUAUUAAGUAUUUUAAUUAGAUUCAGGGAAGGGAAACUUGCGGUCACUGGUGAUAUUCAGGAAAUGUUUCACCAAGUUAAAAUUAAAAAGGACGAUCAAAACUCUCAACGUUUUCUGUAUAGAUUUGCAGAAGAAGAGGAUAUGUGUGUGUACGUCAUGCAAGUAAUGACUUUUGGUGCAACGUGCUCACCGUCGUGUGCACAAUACGUUAAAAACCAAAAUGCCAUUAAAUUCCAAAUCGAUUAUCCAAAGGCGGUAACUGCGAUAAUUGAAAACCACUAUGUGGAUGAUUAUCUCGACAGUUUCGAUUCAAUAGAUGAGGCUAAGGAAACUGUGGGAAAUGUAAUAAAGAUUCACGCACACGGACAUUUUAAUAUAAGGAAUUUUGUAACAAAUUCCAAAGAUUUGAAAAACUCAUUGUCUGAAGACAAAAUUAUGCAUAAGGAAGAAAUCGUGCUAGGCGAUGACGAGCAAUCUUAUGAAAAGGUUUUAGGUGUCUAUUGGAACGUCGUCGAUGACACCAUAAGAUAUCGAGUAAAGAUGUCAGACUUACCUGAAUGGCCUACUAAGAGACAAUUACUAUCCGCCAGCAUGAGCGUUUAUGACCCAUUAGGUUUGAUAUCUAAUGUAACAAUUAAAAGCCGAAUAUUGAUCCAAGACUUAUGGAAAUUAGGGAUCGGCUGGGACGAUAAAAUCCCCGAACCAAUGUAUAUGGAAUGGAGCAAAUGGGAAAAGCGAAUUGACAGUCUAAAAGGAAUCAAAUUUCCAAGAUGUUAUUCUUAUCUCUCAGAAGGAGUAAAAAGAGAGAUACAUACGUUUGUUGACGCUUCGGAUAGAGCAUUUGCAGCGGUUGUUUAUAUGCGAACAAUAUUUGAUGACCGAGUCGACGUAACCAUAAUAGCUGCGAAGGCCAGAGUCGCGCCAACUAAACUCUUAUCAAUUCCCAGACUGGAACUACAGGCCGCGGUCUUAGGAACUAGGUUAACUGAAACCGUUUUAAAGAGUCUGCGACUUAAGGUAGAAAAGGUAAUAUAUUGGACAGACUCGACGGUAGUCUUGUCCUGGAUUCAAUCUGAUCCCAGAGAAUACAAGCAGUUUGUCGGCCUAAGAAUUAGCGAGAUUCUAGAAUGCACAUCGAUGACGCAAUGGAGAUGGGUGAACUCGAAGAAUAAUCCAGCCGAUGAAGCUACAAAAUCAACAGAAAGAGAAUCCAUAUGGAAGAAUGGUCCAACAUUUUUGAAAGAAGAUGAAAAAUUGUGGCCUCUUAGACCGAUCAAGUUGAAUACCAAGGAAGAUAUAAAAGUAGUGAACUUAGUCAAAGAAACUAAUUUCACGAAAUUUGAAUUUAUAAACAUCGAUUGGUGUUCGAACUGGAAACGUGCUAAACGAGCCGUAGGAAGAAUCCUGAUUUAUGUCGACAUAUUGAGAUCAAAAAUUAAAAAUGAAUCUUACGAACGGAUCGUUACAAAAGAAGUUUUAGAUCGAGCAGAAAAUAUUAUACUACGAAAGGCACAGUGGGAAGCGUAUCCGGAUGAAAUGAGAAAAUUACACUCGGACUUUCCGAUAGAUAAAUCAACUCCAAGGAAACCAACCAAACAGGAACUGCCGGAAGAAUGGGUACGGGGCUUCGGUGGAAAAUGUCUGAAAGCUCCUGGAAAGAAAGUAAACAACGCCAACCUCGGCGAAUAA